This is a messenger RNA of Papaver somniferum (opium poppy), 703 nucleotides long. RefSeq lists its product as uncharacterized. The transcript has 3 exons. The record is from RefSeq and is a predicted model, not a curated record. The coding region runs from base 18 to 314 and encodes 98 amino acids. Lineage: Eukaryota; Viridiplantae; Streptophyta; Magnoliopsida; Ranunculales; Papaveraceae.
AAUUGAGAGAGGAAGAAAUGGAUAGAUUUUUCGGAAAUGCAUACAGAGGAGACCCUGGAGUUCCACAUGCAGACCCAGAACGAUUCGGAAAUAUAUGGAUCGGUUCGCUUGCUUUCUCUGCCAUCACUUGGUUCAAUCCAUACAUUUGGCAACUCUCUAAUCAAUCCAAUUGGCAUGACCGGGCAAUGAUAUUCGAACAGUACCACUGGAAAAAAGCACUCCAAAAGAAACAGCCGUAUAAGUUUAAGUGGAACGAGAUGGACAAGGAAGUGCGUGACUCUUACUACUUCAACUGGCCUGUUUACUUCCCUUAGAUCAAGGACAUACAUCAAUACAUUAUCAGCUAUCGCAGUAUCUUGGUUUACAUUUUCAGCGAUGUAUUUUUAUUUGUGCAGCACCUUCUUUUUGGACGCUUUCAACAAAUGAAGUUAUGUUUUCUUUAUAUUAUGUUAAUUCCUAGUAAAACACAAAUCUAUGAUCUCAUGUUAUCAACUGUAAUCUUCAAGGUUCCUCCUAACCAGCAACAGCAGGCUUUUUGCCUGGUCUGCUUGUAGGAGUCAGGUACUUGUACUGGUCAGGUAAAUUGGCCAGCUCUGUUUACCUGUUUCCCUGUUCAUUAAACUGUUGAAUAUCUGUUGGUGAUUCAAUUUUUGAACGGUUGUUGGAUUCAAACUGGUUCAAAUCAAUUAUUGAGUCUUUGUCA